Molecule: messenger RNA, 1961 nt
Organism: Spinacia oleracea (spinach)
Lineage: Eukaryota; Viridiplantae; Streptophyta; Magnoliopsida; Caryophyllales; Amaranthaceae
Product: protein FAR1-RELATED SEQUENCE 5-like
Exons: 5
Coding region: 6-1961 (651 amino acids)
Molecular function (GO): zinc ion binding
Source: RefSeq, a predicted model, not a curated record
UGAAAAUGAAUUCUGAAGGCAGAUAUGAGGUUGUUAAUCAUGUGAUAAUGCACAACCAUGAUUUAACUAGAAGUCAAUGGCACUACUUGCAUAGAUCUGAAAGGCAAAUAACGGAAGAGAAGAGGGAGGCAAUUGAAACUAUGCAAAAAUCUGGUCUGUCAUCCACGGCUUCCUUUAACUACAUGGCAAUUGAAGCUGGAGGUGAAGAAAAUUUGGGACACUCGAAGAAAGACCAUCUAAAUUACUGCACGAGGUUAAAAAUGAAGCAAAUAGAAGGAGGUGAUGCACAAGCAGUAACUGACAUAAUGUAUUUAGAGCUUGAAAGUGACCCAAACUUCUUUUUUAGAUUUAGAUUGGAUGAAAAAGGUAAAUUGAGGAGUUUGUUUUGGAGGGACUCUAUGAUGAUGGAAGACUAUGGAAUUUUUGGAGAUAUAGUGGUUUUUGACACAACGUAUAGAACAAACAGGUAUAACCUAAUUUGUGCUCCAAUAGUUGGAAUAAACAACCACUGGAACAAUUGCAUGUUUGGUUGUGCAUUCAUAGGGGAUGAAAAGAUUGAGUCGUUUGUGUGGCUUCUACAAACUUUCAAAAAGUCAAUGGGGGGAAAAAGUCCAAUAUCAAUCUUUACAGAUCAAGAUGCAGCAAUGAACAAUGCCAUCAAUCAGGUCUUUCCAGAUUCAAGACACAGAUUAUGUGUAUGGCAUUUGCAUCAGAAUGCUAUUACCAGAUUUGGGGCAUUGAAACGAGAUCCAACUUUUAAGAAGACAUUCAACUAUUGCUUGUAUAAGUGUGUCACAGUAGUUGAAUUUGAAACCAAUUGGAGAUCAAUGCUGCAACAAUAUGAGCUGAUAGGGGAAGAGUGGUUUACAAAUGUAUACGAUUUGAGAGAAAAAUGGUGCCCUGCGCUAAGCAAAGACUUCUUUUCAGCUGGGAUUUUGUCUUCACAACGAAGUGAAAGCACUAAUCACGCCAUCGGAUUUAGAGCAAACAGAACAACAAGUUUAACUGAUUUCUAUAGAUUGUUCAAAGGUACAAUACAGCGUUGGAGAAGUACAGAAAAGCAAGCUGAAUUCUCUUGUAGUAAAUCGGUUCCAUCCUCGGCUUUACCACUAUCUGGAUUGCUGAAACAUGCAUCAGAAGUUUACACAUUGUCACUAUUCAGAGACUUCGAGGAGGAAUUUGGAUAUUCAAUUGCAACAACAGCAAAAUUAAUUUGGAAACAAGAAAAUACUGAAUUCUAUGUUGUGUCCAUUGAUGAAGAACCUUGGUCUGCACAGAGAGUAACAUACAUCCACGAGAGCCAAACAGUAUCAUGUACGUGUAAAAACUUUGAAGCUUCAGGAUGGUUGUGCUACCACUGCAUUAGGAUAUUGCACCUUCAUUCGGUUAACCGGAUUCCAGAACAGUACAUCAAAAAGAGGUGGACAAAAUCUACCAAGUCAUCAGUUUGGAACAAAUUAGAAAAUGAAAAACCAGAAGAGGUGCAGUACACACCUUGGCGCCAAACCAUGGCUAGGAAAUACUACAACCUUACCUUGAAAAGCCAGUCAAAUGAGGAGACAAGAACCCUUAUGGAGGAUGGUUAUGCCGCUAGUGUGUCUCUGGUUGAUGAACUUCUGGCGUCAUUAAAUGUUUCAAACACUGACGACGCUUCAACCACAGAAACAAGUGCAACAGCAGCACCUGAAACAAGUGCAACAGCAGCACCUGAAACAAAUGCAACAGCAGCAUAUGAAACAAACUCAGCACCAGCAGGUACUCAUGCAACAACAACAAGUGAUACAAGUGUACAACAAGCAACAAGUUCUGAACCUGCAACAAACACAGCAACUGAACCUCCUAUGGUGUUUGAUCCUGAACGUUGCACAACAAAAGGAAGGAACAAAAGACCACGAGGACCAUUUGUCAAAAAGAAGAGGGAAAAACUGCAGCGCCUCCAACAGCAGACUUUGGAACAAUAA